AUGAUGGCCUUGAGGUCCCUGACCUUCGGUGUCGCCGCAUUGCUGCUCGCACACAAUCUUUGCACGGCGGCCACAGUGUCUUCAAUAGGCAACUCGAAACCCCUUGAUCCACGGAGCCCAGCAAGCACUUUAACGGCGUCACAGUCAUCCUGCCCACUAGUCUGGAGCGUAGUGGCAGAGGAUCUCAAACGGUCUUUCUCAGGCUGUAAUGACCUCGCCCGAUCCGCCAUUCGAUUCGCCUUUCACGAUGCAGCUGGUUAUUCGGUCAAAAACCCCGUCAUCGCUCCAGCUUCUGGAGGUGCAGACGGCUCUCUCCUCCUGAAUGACGGAGAGAUAUCCAGAGGCGAUAACGCUCCCAUGAAGCAGAAUUAUCGCGAUCCGUUCCUGCUGCCGAAAUACCUUACAUACAAGAGCCAGGGCGUGAGCGCAGCAGAUCUCGUCCAAUUUGCAGGGAGUGUGGGAAUCAAAAGCUGCCGAGGAGGUCCAACAGUAAAGACCGUGGUAGGGAGGAAGGAAUCCAGCGCAGCUUCUCCAGGAGGACUUCUGCCGCAAGCAUUUGGGAAGGGAUCCGAUUACAAUACUUUGAUCAAGCUCUGGAAAGAUAAAACCUUCAGUCCGAGGGAACUUGCGGCUUUGAUGGGUGCUCACACAGUGAGCGUUUCGCUCACGGAGCAGGCGAACGGCAUUCCAUUCGGAGGUGCGCAAGACUCCGACCCGACUGUUUGGGAUAACCAUUACUACAGCCAGACCCAAUCUCGUACUCGUGGCGUGUACAGCUUCGCUUCGGACGUCAACCUUUCCAAUGCUACCACGGAGUGUGGCAAAGCGUUCACGGCGUUUGCGAACGAUCAAGCAACCUGGACGUCCGAGUUCGCUGCAGCCAUGUACAAGCUUAGCGUGCUUGGUAUCCCUCAAAGCCGGACAUGCCUCAGAGCCAUACACAAUACGACGCCUGCCCGACCUCGGGUCAUUCGACAUAUCAACUACAGCAUACGAAGUGGGCGUAGUACAAAGUCAUUCUCCAAUCUUUUCCAUAAUGCGCGGAGAACCUUCAGACCUCCUCCCGCGCCGGUCAAGGGAGGAACACUCCUUCUCGCAGCUCUCAGCCCCGCCGCAUUCGUUUCGAUCGCAGAGGACGAUGAGGACAACAAUGACGGAAAGACGCACGAGGAACAUAUGCUCGAAAUCUCUCGGCGGGAAAUUGAGGAGUACGUGCCGGAAACAUUACGCAAUAGCAAGAAAGUCCGUGUUGGAUUGUGGAAAUUCCUGGAUACUUGGAUCUAUGAACCUAUCGCAACGACAUUUCGAUUCUUUCAUCUGGUUAUUAUAUUUGUCCCCGUAAUUGCUACGGUUCCCGUAAUGUGGUUUGGAGCGCGGCAAAAAGAUAAAGAUGGUGAACGAAGCGGGACAUUGUGGUGGUAUGGCUUUCUGGUGUCAAGCAUGGAAAGAGCUGGCGCAGCUUUCAUUAAGUUGGGUCAGUGGGCUGCGAGUCGAACGGAUAUAUUUCCUACACAAAUGUGUCGGAUCAUGAGUGCUUUGCAUUCAAACGCUCCCGCGCAUAGCCUGCAAGUCACGCAAGAGACGAUUGAGAGAGCCUUUGGGAGACGGUUUGAGGAUAUCUUUGACGAGUUCGACGAGCAGCCGCUCGGCGUUGGGGCCAUUGCACAGGUCUACAAAGCGAAGCUCAAACCAGAUCUGGUCGGCGAAGGUCAACAGGAGAUCGAGGUAGCGCCGAAGAACAUUCGGGAACGAGCUCUAAGGACCGUAGAUCCGCUAUUAAAGAGCACGCCGAAUCGUGUCCCGAGCACGUAUGUUGCAAUCAAAGUAUUGCACCCUAAGAUCGAGCGGAUUGUGAGGAGAGAUUUGUGUAUCAUGGGUGCAUUCGCGAAUAUCAUCAACGCCAUUCCCACGAUGGAAUGGUUCUCCUUUCCAGAUGAGGUCAAGCAAUUCGGCGAGAUGAUGAGACUGCAACUGGACCUCCGAAUCGAAGCCGCCAAUUUGACACUCUUCCGCAAGAACUUUCGCACCCGAUCAACGGCAUGGUUUCCCUACCCAUACACCCAGUAUACCACUCGCCAAGUCUUGGUAGAAGAAUUCGCUACUGGUAUACCACUCGAGCACUUCCUCCACAAUGGCGGCGGAGUCUUCCAGAAGGAGAUCGCUGACGAAGGCCUCGAUGCAUUCCUCCACAUGCUCCUAAUUGACAACUUCAUCCAUGCCGAUCUCCAUCCAGGAAACGUCAUGGUACGCUUCUAUCGACCGGCAACGGUUCGCGACCGGACACCCUUUCCUAGCUGGACCGGUAAAGGCAAGCCUGAUGUGGAAGGCUCGGAGGACGUCACCGAGCAAGUCAUUUCCCGUCUCAAACCGCAUCGUGACAACAAAGAAUCCUGGCUUGCGACGCUGAAGCAAAUCGACAAAGAAAACUAUCGACCGCAACUCAUCUUUAUCGAUGCUGGACUGGUGACCGAAUUGAAUGAGACGAAUCGUAAGAACUUCUUGGACCUCUUCAAAUCUGUCGCCGAAUUUGAUGGAUACAAGAGUGGCAAGCUGAUGGUCGAGAGAUGUCGACAACCUGAUGCUGUCAUCGAUGAAGAAGUUUUUGCAUUGCGAAUGCAGCACUUAGUCCUCGGUGUCAAGAGCCGGACAUUUGCGCUCGGCAACAUCAAGAUCGGUGACAUUUUGAAUGAGGUCUUGGAUAUGGUUCGAUCACAUCACGUCAGGCUCGAAGGUGAUUUCGUCAAUGUCGUACUAUCUAUCCUCUUACUGGAAGGUAUUGGAAGGACUUUGGAUCCGGAUCUGGACUUGUUCUCUGGGGCACUACCAAUCCUUCGCCAACUCGGCGCCCAAUCCGGCAAAUCUAUGCUCACUUCAGGUGACCUGUCGAUGGUCAAGGUAUGGGCUGGUCUAGAGGCCAGGAAAUUCCUGCAGGCGAGCAUCGAGAGCGUGGAAAAGUGUGUCAAGUAUGAUCAGUUGAGUCCGAAUAUCUAG
Pseudocercospora fijiensis CIRAD86 is the source of this 2991-nucleotide messenger RNA. RefSeq lists its product as uncharacterized. The transcript has 5 exons. Gene Ontology annotation, biological process: response to oxidative stress. NCBI's taxonomy places the organism in Eukaryota, Fungi, Ascomycota, Dothideomycetes, Mycosphaerellales, Mycosphaerellaceae. Gene Ontology annotation, molecular function: heme binding; peroxidase activity. The coding region runs from base 1 to 2991 and encodes 996 amino acids. The record is from RefSeq and is a predicted model, not a curated record. Gene Ontology annotation, cellular component: mitochondrion.